AUGCCUAAUUUUCCCUCUCUUGCUGGAGGAUCAAUUUUGGACAAGUUUCGGCCUCAGGAUGUGGAGGAACUCACGGCCACCGUCAAUUCCGCUCGAGCACAGCAUAUGCCACCGACUUUACUUCAGUUCUUUGCCGAGAAACAGAGUUGUCAACAACGCUGUCAAGAGAACAUACGAAAACAGGCCGCACUAGAAACGGAAAUGCUUCUUCUUGGUGGAAUAUAUUACAAAAAUACAACGGUGGAGGGCGUGGAGGAUAAGAGGACCGCAUCUAGAAGUGCAUUUAUCGCAGCGAGGUUUGAACGCUUGGAGCAACAGUGCGACCCACUAUGCGGAAAACGCUUUUUAUGGAUGCUUGAUGAUCCUUCAAACCAUGCGGGAGCUGUGAAAGAGUAGUGACGAGACCCGAGGCAUGCUACUAGCUGUAGCUACGUAGAUAGUUUUUGUUUAUUUGAUCUACAUGCAGCUAGUACUUAUUUUUCUACUCGAUUUUCUACAUGUUGAUACGGCUCCUUCCAUUAAUAACUCGAGGAUUGCGACGGAGAAGGAUUCUCGAAACUCGAACACAAAGAUAUUUGUCUUGAGAAUAUUAUUAUAACAAGUAUUUUUAUUUGAGAAAGAAAUGAAACGCGUCCUGUCAGGGCAGAAGGAGGAGAGGCAACGCCAAUGUUAUCAUCUUCAGC
Messenger RNA from Amoebophrya sp. A25, 683 nucleotides. The record is from the annotation of a GenBank genome assembly. Lineage: Eukaryota; Dinophyceae; Syndiniales; Amoebophryaceae.